UGGCUGAUUAGUUUAACCACCUCCCGCCUGCCAUAUAGUCCAAUGAUGGGCGCAAGGUGGUUCUCUUGUUCUGGGAGGACGUCAUAUGACGUCCCUCCCAUUCUCACUGCGCAUGCGAGGCUCAUGGAGAGCGGAGCGCGGCUAUCGGCGGGGCGCUGUGUCCCUUGGACACAGCGGAUCACCAAUCUAUGGAAAGAGCCGAAGAUGUCUGCUCGGUCAUGUGAUCAGCUGUGUCCAAUCACAACUGAUCACUGAUCAUCAGGGCACUGAUGAUCAGUGUGGCCCCAGAAGUGCAACCUGUCAGUGUCCAUCAGUGCCAGCUGCCAGUGCUGAACAGUGCCACAUCAAUGCCACAUAUCAGUGCCCAUCUGAGCUGCCUUUCAGUGUCAGCCAUCAGUGCAACCUAUCAAUGCCAAUCAGUGCCACCUAUCAGUGC
Molecule: messenger RNA, 436 nt
Organism: Staurois parvus
Lineage: Eukaryota; Metazoa; Chordata; Amphibia; Anura; Ranidae
Source: the annotation of a GenBank genome assembly